ACCAGAAUAUGCUGAGAGAAGUCUGCGUGCACGAGAGACUUUUGGGUUCAGUUUAGGUGAUGGUGAUGAGCCUCGUGGGCGUCCAUCACCGUAGGUACGCGAUAGUCUGCAGGUAUUAAGUUCCUCGCUCCCCCUGGUCAUCACACCACCGGUCAUCACACCACCGCCUCCUCGCCACACCACCCUAGUCAUCACACCACCGGUUCGACUCCCUGACGACGAUGCUUGCCGCGGGCCGCCUCCUGAGGGCCUCCGUAGCGAGUUAUGGGGGCGCGGCGCGGUGGUGCAGCUCAAGGGUGGGCAGCAAGGAGUACUUCGACGAGCUGCUGGCCAAGAACAAGGUGGUGGUGUUCAUGAAGGGCACGCCAGAUGCACCGAGAUGUGGAUUCAGUAAUGCUGUUGUCCAGAUCAUGCGCAUGCACGGCGUGGAUUAUGAUGCCUACAAUGUGUUGGCUGAUGAAUCGGUGCGACAAGGAAUUAAGGAGUACUCUGAGUGGCCAACCAUACCUCAGGUGUUCAUCAACAAGGAAUUUGUAGGUGGCUGUGACAUCGUCUUGCAGAUGCACCAGAAUGGUGAGCUGAUAGAAGAGCUACAGAAGGUGGGCAUCACAUCAGCCCUGCUGGAAGCAGAGGCUGGACAAGGAGAUAAAGGGGAGAAGUAAAUAUGUGAUAAAAGAGGGAGAAAGGAGGGAAAUUCUGUGUAGAUUCUCUUGUGUGUAUAUGUGUGUAUGUGUGUGCUGUAACCUUGAAUAAUUUAUCAUUUGGUGGAUGUUAAUUUUAUGCUGUUAUAGAAGCAGUCAUAUGAGAUAAUUUGCAGGACUCAUUGUUACCUAAUGAAACUUUGUUAAUGUAUAUAGUCAUAAAAACUAUUAUUGUA
Eriocheir sinensis (Chinese mitten crab) is the source of this 877-nucleotide messenger RNA. RefSeq lists its product as uncharacterized. The coding region runs from base 222 to 662 and encodes 146 amino acids. The record is from RefSeq and is a predicted model, not a curated record. Lineage: Eukaryota; Metazoa; Arthropoda; Malacostraca; Decapoda; Varunidae. The transcript has 3 exons.